Molecule: messenger RNA, 6146 nt
Organism: Amyelois transitella
Lineage: Eukaryota; Metazoa; Arthropoda; Insecta; Lepidoptera; Pyralidae
Gene: mus301
Product: helicase POLQ-like
Exons: 16
Coding region: 1053-6032 (1659 amino acids)
Molecular function (GO): nucleic acid binding; ATP binding
Source: RefSeq, a predicted model, not a curated record
GUUCCCGUGAAAAUUUCCUGGAAAAAGGAGCCUAGUUCCUCCUGAAAGUCUAUUCUAUCUCUGUGCCAAAAUUUCUUCAGAAUCGGACCGCUAAUUUCAUUCGUUUAAAACAAAAAUAUACUAAUCUCAUGUACUAUAAAAAUAUACUAUUAUAUUAUAACUUAAUGAAAUAUUAUCUGAACGAGGCCUUUCAGUCUUUUAGAGACUUUUAGCUUUUUACCCGCAAGGGAUAUAGACGUGACUAUAUGUAUCUUUAUAAGCCAUCUCAUAAAGAUAAUACAUACUACAUAAGUAGGUACAUAUUACCUGUACCUAUAAGCUUUUAGUUGCUAGUCGACUCUAAGGAGAAAGAUUAGAUAGACUAAAUGGUAAGCAAAACACAGCGCCAACACAGGUACGAGUCAAAUUCAACAUAUUAAUUCAUUAUUAAGGGACAUUUCAAACAUCACUUAAUAUCUAAUUGUUAUAUCUUUUGGUUUGAUAACAUUGGUUGACCUCAAAUAAAUUACUUUAAACAACUUGUGUGCAGUGCAGAAGAAGCGGUAACAAACUACGCUGCAGCAUUUACUUCAAUAAUGUACCACAAGUAUCCAAACUUAGAUUUGGAAUAUAAAUGUGUACCUAGUGAUGAUUAUAAUCAAUUAUUGAAACGUUUAGAAGUUUUUACUUGCUGAAAGUCUAGCUUAUCUCUAGGUCUGAACAUAAGCAGCACAUGUCAUGCAUUAACGCAGGGUAAUAAAGAGUUCGCAAAUAGGGUAAAAUACUGUAAACUAGUUAACACUAAUUUUAAAAUAUGGAUCUAUAAAUCAAUGUUCUCUCCCUGAGGCUCAUUUGUCACUCAAAUGUCAUUGUCACUGUCUUAACGGGAUUAUUUGCCAUAUCACAUGUAUGUACGGUAUUUGAAAGUUUGUAAACACCAAAACAUUUGAUUUAAUUUAAUUAAAAUAUAUGAAAUUAAUUAUAAUAGAUUUGUGGCGUGUCGUUUAAAUUAGGUACUUAUAUAAUGAAAUUAAGUAACAAUUUCACUAGGUAUAUUAUAUUGUAAAAAUAAAAUGAAUUCGUAUAACAAAUUUGAUGUUGAUAAUACUUCCACACCGAAACGAAGACGAUUGGGUACAAGCAGGGUAUUGUGCUCAAGAGAUAUCGUAAACCACAGUCCUAUUCACCGUCAGAUAUCGUCAACUGUGAUCAGCUCCUCGGGUAGAUGUGAAUCUCCGCCUCUGCCGUGCAAUCAGGUAGAGUACUUGAACGAAUCCGAACCUACAAGCAUUCCAUGUUCUCCUGGUAUCGAGGGCUCAAUCAUGAAAGAUGUUGAGAAUUGGGAAUCAUUAGCAUUGACAAAUUUUCGUAAAAAGAACAAUGUGUUACACGACACCAUCACUGAAGAUGAUUUAUCGGAUGAUAUGUUUUGUUCAGAAUUAGAAAUAAAAUCUAGUCACGAUAAACUUGUGUCUUCAAACUGUCAAAAUCAUUUUAAGGAUAUAGAGGAAACAUUUGACUUAGUGAAUAAAUCAAUAUGUGAUAUAGAUAAUAAGGUUGACAAAAGUUCUCUGUUUGAGACAAAGGAUUCAUUUUUAUUAGAUAUCAAAGAAAGUGGUAUAUUAGUUGAAGAGAAAUGCAAAUCAAAUGAAGUAAACAAACAUGGAAGGAUAGAUCAGAAACUGUGUGACGGGGACACAUUUUAUGGUUUGCCAUUGAUAACAAAAAGUUUAUUCAAAACUUUCAGGAAUAUUGAGAAAUUUUAUGACUGGCAAGAAGAAUGCCUGAAUCUAGACGCCAUCAAGGAAAGACGUAACCUCAUCUAUGCGUUACCCACGAGCGGGGGUAAAACCCUCGUGGCUGAGGUGCUGAUGCUGAAUGAAGUUCUCAAUAGGAAAAAGAAUGCACUGUUUAUUCUUCCUUUUGUUGCUAUUGUACAAGAAAAGAUUUGGGCAUUGUCUCCAUUUGCAGUGAAACUUGAAUUUUUAGUCGAGGAAUACACAGGGGGUAAAGGCCACAUUCCCCCCAAGAAGAGGAGAAGAAAAAAUAGCAUCUACAUCGCUACUAUAGAGAAAGGACUCGCGUUAGUUCGGAGCCUCAUUGAGUUGGAUCGCUUGCAAGAGAUUGGCCUUAUUGUGGUUGAUGAGCUGCAUCUCAUAGGGGAGCCUGGACGAGGUGGAACCUUGGAGACAUUGCUCACGACUGUCAUUUUUGCCAAUAAAGGCAUUCAAAUAGUGGGAAUGAGUGCCACAAUAGGCAACUUGCCUUCAGUGGCGAAGUUCCUCCGCGCUGACGUCUUCCAACGGGAGUUCAGGCCUGUGGAGCUGACAGAGUACGUCAAGUUGGGGGACAUGCUGUACAGGAUCGAGUGGGGGGGCGGCAUGGAGCUGGUGCCGGAGAGGCAGCUGGCUUAUGAUUAUGUGCCAGCAGCUACAGCGUUAGACCCCGACUGGCUGGGAGGCCUAGUGUCGGAGGUGGUGCCUCAGGCGUCCUGCCUGGUGUUCUGCCCCACCAAGCGGAACUGCGAGAACGUCGCCUCCUUGCUAUGCAAGCUGCAGAGGAGAGAGAUGACGUCUCACCGCACUGUAGAGCGGCAAGCGUUAGAGGCCGCGUUAGUGGGUGAGGGCGCUAGUUCGGCUCUGACCCGCGCUGUGAGGUUCGGAGUGGGGUUCCACCACGCGGGGCUGGCGGCCGAUGAGAGGGCGCUGCUGGAGACUGCUUUCAGGUCCGGAGUGGUGUCAGUGCUGUGCUGCACUUCCACACUGGCGGCGGGCGUGAACCUACCCGCGCGGCGUGUGAUCGUGCGCGCGCCGCGCGUGGGCCGCGAGCCGCUGUCGCUGGCCGCCUACCGCCAGAUGGCGGGCCGCGCGGGCCGCGCAGGCGUCUCUGAUGCGGGUGAGAGCAUAAUAAUCUGCAGCGCGUCCGAGUGGCCCGCGCUGCGCACCGUCCUCGCCGGGCCGCUGCGCGCCGCCCGCAGCCGGCUGCGGCCGCCCGCGCUGCUGCUGAGCGCGGCGGCGCUGCGGCUGGCCGGCACCAGGGCUGAGGCCGAGGAACUGAUGGCCACCACCUUCCUGGCUCUCGAUCCAGAAAUAAAUAUAAAAGAAGAAUGCGACGCGUCCCUCCGCUCUCUCGUGCAAUGCGGCGCGCUGGAAGUGUCGCCGGCUAGCGAGCACGCGCCGCUCACCGUCAGCGAACUGGGACGAGCUGCCAUUAUAGGAGGUUUAGAGCUGCCAGUAGCCAAGCAGCUGGUGGAGGAGCUGCAGGCGGCCUCCCGGGGCGUGGUGUUGCUCGGCAGCCUGCACCUGCUGUUCGUGCUGACUCCGCACGACGCGCCCGUCAGCCCCGACUACAGGCACUACUACUCGCUGUACUGCAACUUGGACGAGGAAGGACUGCAAACGGCCAAGACAUUAGGCAUUACAGAGAUGAAUGCAGUCAGAAUGAUGACCGGGAAACCCAUUACUAACGUUUCCGAGUUGGUGCUGCGCCGUUUCUACUUGGCUCUGAUGCUGCGUGAUCUCUUGAAUCAGGUGCCUUCACAUGUAGUCGCUGAUAAAUACAACAUAUCGCGCGGCGCGGUGCAGUCGCUCCUGAGCAGCGCGCUGUCGCUCUGUAACAGCGCGGUCCGCCUGUGCGGCGCGCUGUUUGAAACUGCUUUUGAAACUUCGUUGUCUGUCAGAUACAACAUAUCUCGCGGCGCGGUGCAGUCGCUCCUGAGCGGCGCGCUGUCGCUCUGUAACAGCGCGGUCCGCCUGUGCGGCGCGCUGUUUGAAACUGCUUUUGAAACUUCGUUGUCUGUCAGAUACAACAUAUCUCGCGGCGCGGUGCAGUCGCUCCUGAGCGGCGCGCUGUCGCUCUGUAACAGCGCGGUCCGCCUGUGCGGCGCGCUGUUUGAAACUGCUUUUGAAACUUCGUUGUCUGUCAGAUACAACAUAUCUCGCGGCGCGGUGCAGUCGCUCCUGAGCGGCGCGCUGUCGCUCUGUAACAGCGCGGUCCGCCUGUGCGGCGCGCUGUUUGAAACUGCUUUUGAAACUUCGUUGUCUGUCAGAUACAACAUAUCUCGCGGCGCGGUGCAGUCGCUCCUGAGCGGCGCGCUGUCGCUCUGUAACAGCGCGGUCCGCCUGUGCGGCGCGCUGUUUGAAACUGCUUUUGAAACUUCGUUGUCUGUCAGAUACAACAUAUCUCGCGGCGCGGUGCAGUCGCUCCUGAGCGGCGCGCUGUCGCUCUGUAACAGCGCGGUCCGCCUGUGCGGCGCGCUGUUUGAAACUGCUUUUGAAACUUCGUUGUCUGUCAGAUACAACAUAUCUCGCGGCGCGGUGCAGUCGCUCCUGAGCGGCGCGCUGUCGCUCUGUAACAGCGCGGUCCGCCUGUGCGGCGCGCUGUUUGAAACUGCUUUUGAAACUUCGUUGUCUGUCAGAUACAACAUAUCUCGCGGCGCGGUGCAGUCGCUCCUGAGCGGCGCGCUGUCGCUCUGUAACAGCGCGGUCCGCCUGUGCGGCGCGCUGUUUGAAACUGCUUUUGAAACUUCGUUGUCUGUCAGAUACAACAUAUCUCGCGGCGCGGUGCAGUCGCUCCUGAGCGGCGCGCUGUCGCUCUGUAACAGCGCGGUCCGCCUGUGCGGCGCGCUGUUUGAAACUGCUUUUGAAACUUCGUUGUCUGUCAGAUACAACAUAUCUCGCGGCGCGGUGCAGUCGCUCCUGAGCGGCGCGCUGUCGCUCUGUAACAGCGCGGUCCGCCUGUGCGGCGCGCUGUUUGAAACUGCUUUUGAAACUUCGUUGUCUGUCAGAUACAACAUAUCUCGCGGCGCGGUGCAGUCGCUCCUGAGCGGCGCGCUGUCGCUCUGUAACAGCGCGGUCCGCCUGUGCGGCGCGCUGUUUGAAACUGCUUUUGAAACUUCGUUGUCUGUCAGAUACAACAUAUCUCGCGGCGCGGUGCAGUCGCUCCUGAGCGGCGCGCUGUCGCUCUGUAACAGCGCGGUCCGCCUGUGCGGCGCGCUGUUUGAAACUGCUUUUGAAACUUCGUUGUCUGUCAGAUACAACAUAUCUCGCGGCGCGGUGCAGUCGCUCCUGAGCGGCGCGCUGUCGCUCUGUAACAGCGCGGUCCGCCUGUGCGGCGCGCUGUUUGAAACUGCUUUUGAAACUUCGUUGUCUGUCAGAUACAACAUAUCUCGCGGCGCGGUGCAGUCGCUCCUGAGCGGCGCGCUGUCGCUCUGUAACAGCGCGGUCCGCCUGUGCGGCGCGCUGUUUGAAACUGCUUUUGAAACUUCGUUGUCUGUCAGAUACAACAUAUCUCGCGGCGCGGUGCAGUCGCUCCUGAGCGGCGCGCUGUCGCUCUGUAACAGCGCGGUCCGCCUGUGCGGCGCGCUGUUUGAAACUGCUUUUGAAACUUCGUUGUCUGUCAGAUACAACAUAUCUCGCGGCGCGGUGCAGUCGCUCCUGAGCGGCGCGCUGUCGCUCUGUAACAGCGCGGUCCGCCUGUGCGGCGCGCUGUUUGAAACUGCUUUUGAAACUUCGUUGUCUGUCAGAUACAACAUAUCUCGCGGCGCGGUGCAGUCGCUCCUGAGCGGCGCGCUGUCGCUCUGUAACAGCGCGGUCCGCCUGUGCGGCGCGCUGUUUGAAACUGCUUUUGAAACUUCGUUGUCUGUCAGAUACAACAUAUCUCGCGGCGCGGUGCAGUCGCUCCUGAGCGGCGCGCUGUCGCUCUGCAACAGCGCGGUCCGCCUGUGCGGCGCGCUGCCGGCGCUGUGCUGGUGGCGCGCGCUGCUGGCGGAGCUGGCGCCGCGCCUGCAGCCGUGGCAGCCCGAGCUGAUCGCGCUGAUGGAGCUGCCCGCCGUCAGGAAGGCUAGAGCGAUGCAACUGUUGCGAGCUGGCUACAAACGUAUUGAAGACUUGGCAAAGGCGAACGCAGACGAUUUGUGUUCGUCUGUCUCCCAUUUAUCGAGAACUGCGGCCAGCCACCUCAUCAGUGCUGCUAGAAUGAUGUUAAUAGAAAAAGUUGAAAAUCUUCGCGCCGAAGCGGAAGAAGUGAUGGAAGAUCUCAGUGUACUAUCUUAAAAAAAUGAAAUAUUUGUUAGUGAAAUAAUGAGUUUAUAAGCCAAAAAAGUAGGGAAUAAGUAAAUGAAAUUUAAUGAAGGUGGUUAAUAUAUUUUUUAUACAUAUAUUUGAUUG